ACGAUAGCGGAGGGGGUUGGUGGUAGGAAAAGCUCGGAACGGGGUAGCACACGAGUCCGUUUGAUUGGACGAGAAUGUUUAGAUACAACCGUGGUGGGGAUAGGGAUGAAGCGGGUGCCGCAAAGUCGCGGGCUUAUAUAAACCGGCAACGAAGGAUUCAGAUUCGCAGAGCAGCACUCUCCUUCGUCGAGGAAACCUGGAAGAUCGAAUUCGACGUGUUCUCACGACAGAUUCGUGAAUCGAGAUCGAAAAGUUACGACGCCGACGAUGCAGCAAAGGAUCGUAUUGUUCUGCGUGUUUCUGGUGGUCGUCGGUCUUAUCGUGUCGUCGAUUCCGUCGACCGAUGCUGCACCACAACAGAGCUACUGGGGCCAAUUCGACGAAGAAGAUCCUGAAGCGACGAAGUUGAUGGAGAUCAUCGCUCGACUCGGACACACUAUAAUGCGCAAUCCAGAACUCGAAAACACCAAACGAGGCCUGGAUCUCGGCUUGAGUCGCGGUUUCAGCGGUUCCCAAGCGGCGAAACAUUUGAUGGGAUUGGCGGCGGCGAAUUACGCCGGAGGGCCUGGCCGACGACGCCGUUCCGAGCAACCUUAGAUCGUAAAACCAACGACGGAUUAUUCGCUCGAUAGACCGCCCUUCAACCGAUCAACCACCGACUCGAUCUUCACGAAUGUUCGCUCGUCCGUCGUUUCUUCGUGACUCGUUAAUUGUUUUUUUCUUUUCUGUGUCACUGUUGUUUCGUUUCUACGCGUGCGUGUUAUUAACACGUUCGAACCGAUGCGCAGCCAUGUACAGUGAGAGUCAAAAAUGAGUAUACACUUCGAAAGUGUCAGAUUUAUUCAUAUUUAUUUCUCUCAAUUUAGAAUUUAAUAUUUCUUAUAAUAGUGGAAGAGGACUUAACCGAUCGCAAAUGUUUUCCAGCAAACAACUUUUAACCGCCUUUGCUAUAUAUUUUGGCUCACGAUCUCACUAAAAGAUCCAUCAAUGCACAUACAGCUGAAUUUAAUUUGAAACUAUCGAAAUAUCCAAAUUUGUUCAUAGUAAUAUGAAUAGAAAGAAAUUGUUCUACACCAGAGGUUGCCAUGACACCCCAAACCAUAGUAGUACCCUC
This is a messenger RNA of Dufourea novaeangliae, 1114 nucleotides long. It is a transcript of the gene Dh31, whose product is annotated as diuretic hormone class 2. The record is from RefSeq and is a predicted model, not a curated record. NCBI's taxonomy places the organism in Eukaryota, Metazoa, Arthropoda, Insecta, Hymenoptera, Halictidae. Bases 268 to 597 code for a protein of 109 amino acids. Gene Ontology annotation, molecular function: G protein-coupled receptor binding; diuretic hormone activity. Gene Ontology annotation, biological process: body fluid secretion. The transcript has 4 exons.